CUCAGAGCCUCAGACACGCUUCACUCGAAGAAGAGCUAGAACCGGACACGCUGCAGGAAAACUACCUCUGUUACGAGCUGCAUAUUGUUCGUUUUACGGAUUAUCUGAACAGAAACAAUGCUUUAAAAAUGAUUCCACUGAUAAACAUGAGGUUUACCAAGCUGUCUCUGUUCCGUGAAUUGGGAAUCGUCUGCCUUGUGCUGAUAACCGCAGGGUGGUGCGCCGUUUCUGAGAGGAAAGUAUGCCAGGGAACCAAUAACAAGCUGACUCUCCUGGCGCAGCCGGACGAUCACUACAGAGCCAUGGUGCGCAUGUACAGUAACUGCACAGUAGUGCUGGAGAACCUGGAGAUCACCAAUGCUCAGGAGUACCACGACCUGUCCUUCCUCAAGAGCAUUGAAGAAGUCGGCGGCUACGUGCUAAUUGGAUUAAACUACGUUGAAGUGAUACCCUUGGAAAACCUGCGGCUCAUUCGAGGACAUUCUCUCUUCGAAGGCAAAUACGCCCUCACUGUGGUGUUAAACUACCACAACACAAGUGAGUCCUCAGGAAACAACAACAUCACCAGCGGCCUCAGAGAGCUGCAUUUGAGAAGUCUCACAGAAAUUCUUAAAGGUGGAGUCAAAAUAUUCCACAAUAAACUUCUUUGCAAUGUGGAGACUAUACAGUGGUUGGACAUUGUGGAGCAUGGCAGCGAGUUGAAUUUGUCAACAAAAACUGCUGCUUAUUGCAGACCGUGUGAUUCAGGCUGCUAUAAUGGAUCAUGUUGGGCUCCAGGACCAGAGAACUGCCAGACCUUGACGCGCCUGAACUGUGCCGAGCAGUGCUCGCGGAGAUGUAAGGGCCCCAAACCCAUCGACUGCUGCAAUGAACACUGCGCCGCCGGCUGCACUGGACCCCAGCCCACAGACUGCCUGGCCUGCAGAGACUUCCAAGACGACGGGACAUGCAAGGACUCAUGUCCACGUCUAAUGCUGUACGACCCCAAUAACCACCAACUCGUUCCAAAUCCUAAUGGGAAGUACAACUUCGGAGCCACCUGUGUGAAGCAGUGCCCUUAUAACUUUGUAGUGACCGAUCACGCCUGCGUUCGAUCCUGCGGCAGUAACAUGCAUGAAGUGGAAGAAAAUGGAAUCAGGAAGUGCAAUAAAUGUGAAGGCUUGUGCCCAAAAGUGUGUAAUGGCCUCGGGACAGGAGCGCUUGUUAACACUAUCGCAGUCAAUGCAACCAACAUCGAUUCAUUCAUCAACUGCACUAAAAUAAACGGGCACAUUACAAUAAUGCGGAUGACUUUUAAAGGGGAUGUUUUUACAAAUACUCCAAGCAUGGACCCUGCCAAACUUGACUACUUCAAGACGGUGAAGGAAAUUUCUGGCUUUCUAAUAAUCCAAGACUGGCCUGAACACUUCAACUCCCUCAGCCCCUUUGAGAACCUGGAGAUCAUCAGAGGAAGAACCAAACAACAUGGCUCCGUCAGUUUUGCAGCCCUGAAUAUUCCUCAUCUGGAGCACCUGGGUCUGCGUUCGCUGAAGGAGAUCAGUGAUGGAGAUGUGGUGGUGAAGAACAAUCCUCAGCUGUGUUACGAAGAUGGCAAAUACUGGCAGAAGCUCUUCAGAUCUGAGCAACAGCACAUACGCUCUGGAAACAACGCAGCACCGCACAUCUGUGAGCAGCAAAACAGCACCUGUGACAGUAUGUGUGGAGAUGAAGGCUGCUGGGGCCCAGGGCCGUCCAUGUGUGUCUUCUGUCAGCACGUCAGCCGUAGGGGGCGCUGUGUCAGUCACUGCAACCUGCUGGAUGGACACCCUCGAGAGUACAUGUCAGAUAAUGUGUGUUUGGCUUGUGACCCACAAUGCAAGACUCUAAACGGGACGGCAAGUUGUCAUGGGCCGGGUGCUGAUCAGUGUACAGAGUGUGCUCACUUUAAAGACGGGACACACUGCGUGGCACAGUGUGCACAAGGAGUGCAAGGUCUUAAUAACAGACUAGUCUGGACGUACCCAGACAAAAGCAGACAGUGCCAGCCAUGCCAUGCUAACUGUACACAAGGGUGCAGUGGACCAGGACUGCACGGCUGUGAACCGAAAGGCUCUCACAUGCCUGUGGUGGCGGCUGGGGUUGUCGGAGGGAUGCUGCUUGUCAUGAUAAUCCUCCUCUUCAUCUUUGUCAUUUUCCGUCGUCGACACAUCAGACGAAAGCGGACCCUACGGCGCCUCCUUCAGGAGAGAGAGCUAGUGGAACCGCUGACACCCAGUGGAGAAGCACCAAACCAGGCUCUCCUGCGCAUCCUGAAGGAAACAGAGCUGAAGAAAAUCAAAGUCCUCGGAUCUGGAGCCUUUGGGACUGUUUUUAAGGGUUUGUGGAUCCCAGAGGGUGAAGAUGUGAAAAUACCUGUCGCUAUUAAAGUUUUAAGAGAAGUGGCGUCUCCCAAAGCCAACAAAGAGAUCUUGGAUGAGGCGUAUGUGAUGGCUGGUGUGGAUAAUCCGCACGUGUGUCGUCUGCUGGGAAUCUGCCUGACGUCUGAUGUUCAGCUCAUCACUCAGAUCAUGCCAUUCGGCUGCUUGCUGGAUUACGUGCGCGAGAAUAAAGACAACAUCGGCUCGCAGACGCUGUUAAACUGGUGUGUGCAGAUCGCCAAGGGAAUGAGCUACUUGGAGGAGCGUCACCUUGUGCAUCGUGAUUUAGCAGCCAGAAAUGUGCUGGUCAAAACUCCCAACCACGUGAAGAUCACCGACUUCGGCCUGGCUCGGCUCCUGAGUGCAGAUGAGAAAGAGUAUCACGCUGAAGGAGGAAAAGUGCCUAUAAAGUGGAUGGCUCUAGAGUCGAUUCGUCACUGGAUUUACACUCAUCAGAGUGAUGUUUGGAGUUACGGAGUGACAGUCUGGGAGUUGAUGACAUUCGGCUCCAAACCGUACAAUGGGAUUCCAGCCCGAGAGAUCGCAGAUAUCCUGGAGAAAGGGGAGCGUCUGCCACAGCCCAACAUCUGCACCAUAGACGUCUACAUGAUCAUGGUCAAGUGUUGGAUGAUCGACGCUGACAGCAGACCUCACUUUCGCGAACUUGUGGUAGAGUUUUCCAAAAUGGCCAGAGAUCCAUCACGAUACCUCGUCAUUCAGGGCGAUGAUCACAUGUAUCAGCCGAGCCCAACUGACUCCAGGUUUUUCCGCUCGUGGAUCAGCACUGAAGACAUGACCGGUGUGGUGGACGCAGAGGAGUAUCUGCUGCCCAGCAAGAGAAUCUUCAGCCAGAGCCAGCAGACUGAACCACAGCAUCAUUGCUCCCCCGAAGACUAUACGAACGGUGAGAUGCUACGCUACAUUACAGACCCCACGCAGAAAGACCUCAUGCUGCCAGAAUACAUAAACCAAGACAUAACCACAAGCAAUAUGACAAACCCAAUCUACGAUGGUCCGUCCCACAAACAGACAAAGAACGGCUACAUAGACACGUACAGCUGCACUAAUAAACCCGAGGGCCCGGAGUACCUGAACACCUCCUGUGCGACUCUCCCACGCUCCCCGUGUGCCAACCUGGACAACCCAGACUACCAGCAGAGCUUCAUGCCCACUGACGUGCUCUUACUGCCCGCCGCUGAAAACCUGCACUACCUUGGACUCAACAACACCAUGCAGACCCCCAUACGCUAAAGAAACAGGAGAGAAACAGUAAUAUAUGAAUUGCACUACUUGAACUUUUGAGAGUCACACAGUAUGUUUACAUGGACAACAACAUUGCGAUAUUCACCCAAUUAAGGCAUUAUUCUGAAUAAGAGUUUUUGAUUAUUUUAAUAUCAGUUAAAGUCAUACUCGAGGCAAACAUGAAUCCAAUUAAGAUACAGUUGAAGUCAGAAUUAUUAGCUCUCCUAAAUUAUUAGCCCCCCAACCCCUGUAUAUUUUUCCCUGUUUUCUGUUUUAACACAUUUCUAAACAUAAUAGUUUUAAUAACUCCUCUCUAAUAACUGAUUUAUUUUAUCUUUGCCAUGAUGACAGUAAAUAAUAUUUGACUAGAUAUUUUUCAAGACACUUCUAUACAGCUUAAAGUGACAUUUAAAGGCUUAACUAGGUUAAUUACUGUAGGUUAAUCAGGUAAGUUAUUGUAUAAC
This is a messenger RNA of Danio aesculapii, 4102 nucleotides long. Its product is annotated as epidermal growth factor receptor-like. NCBI's taxonomy places the organism in Eukaryota, Metazoa, Chordata, Actinopteri, Cypriniformes, Danionidae. The record is from RefSeq and is a predicted model, not a curated record. Gene Ontology annotation, cellular component: signaling receptor complex; basal plasma membrane. The transcript is spliced from 27 exons. Bases 129 to 3647 code for a protein of 1172 amino acids. Gene Ontology annotation, molecular function: ATP binding; epidermal growth factor binding; epidermal growth factor receptor activity. Gene Ontology annotation, biological process: cell surface receptor protein tyrosine kinase signaling pathway; negative regulation of apoptotic process; multicellular organism development.